This is a messenger RNA of Schistosoma curassoni, 1061 nucleotides long. The record is from the annotation of a GenBank genome assembly. Lineage: Eukaryota; Metazoa; Platyhelminthes; Trematoda; Strigeidida; Schistosomatidae.
GUUAUUUAACACCUCCGCCACACGUCUUUCUUCUGUGUUGGUAGGUGUACAAUUUCCAACGAAGAAAAUUGGUCGAUGACUUACUUUUCUGAAAGUCCAAAGUUGAUGAAUACUGGAAUCUCCCUGCUUUGACCCUACAGGACUAUAAUUGAUGAACUAAUCAAGCAGAUAACAGAAAGCAACUCUUGAAAUUUGUCACAGAAUUUAUUCAUCUAUAUGGCUGUAUAUUUUGACAUUGUAGCUCACAAAACUUCGUGGUGCCAAAGUCAACUUUAUUUUGCAGUUUUAAUCCUUAAACUCUUGAUCUUACAUCAUUCUUUAGUAAUCAGGAUCAGUGGAAUAUCGACCUACAUUAAUCAUUGCAGUUUGUAACACUGUGGAGGUACAAUCUCGUUUUGAAUAUAUCAACAGGAGGUGCUGAUAUUACGUAUUCUGGUAGAGAAUUCUAGUAAUCCAGUACUCGGUGCGAGAGACGAAACUCCAGACGUAGACGAUUUGAUCUCGGUUUUUGAACUUUCCUUGAAUGUCCUCUCAAAUGAUCAGUCCUAGACGGAACUAAAAGAUAAGACAAAUCAACACCAAGGUUAUCGUUCAGUAUACGAUAAGCCAAUAUUAGAUCAUCCCGUAUUCUACGGUACAGAAGACAAUGCAGUCGAUAAAAAGAAGUACUCUAUUAACCGGAUUGCCAGUUUCAAAAAAUCCUCAUAUUAUUCUAACAUCACUUUACAAGCGUAUAAUCAAAGUGCUUGCUCUAAUGCCUGAAGAAUCCAGUUAUCGUAGGCACACAAACGAAAUAGUACAGUCCAGACUGAACGCUGUACAAAAAAUUUCGGAUAUUCCCACUCUUGAAUCUACCAUUGAUUGUGGUCAAAUUGAAGAAGUUAUCGUACAGGCCCAAAGAGAAUACGAUUUAGCUCGUAAUAUGCUCAAAUGGAAGCCUUGGGAACCGCUCAUUGAAGAAGCUCCUCGCGAUCAGUGGAAAUGGCCACUUUAAAUAACCUUAUUUAAUAUUUUAGUAUACAAAGUACAAUGUGUUGUAGAUAUACAUUUUAUUGUACUAC